Molecule: messenger RNA, 3101 nt
Organism: Scylla paramamosain (green mud crab)
Lineage: Eukaryota; Metazoa; Arthropoda; Malacostraca; Decapoda; Portunidae
Exons: 14
Coding region: 145-2388 (747 amino acids)
Source: RefSeq, a predicted model, not a curated record
UAGAGAGAGAUAGAACCAGACCGAGAUAAAGAGAGACCGAGAUAAAGACAGCGAGGGCGAGAGAAAGAGAGAGAAGGGGAGAUAGAGGGAGGCAUGAACACAAGAGCCAGUUAGAGAUCGUGGGCGCAAAGUGAAGUGUGAAUCAUGCCCCGUUCUCUCCUCCUGGCGUUCCUACUGCUGGCGGGAUCUGCUGGUGCUGCUACUGGUGGUGGUAGGUGGCGAGGAGGACACACCUUCCACUGGGGACCGAAGGGCAAGGCAGUGGAGCCGUUUUGUUACCCUUACAAUUACACAUGUGGCCCUAUCGCUCCCUCGCCCCCUACGAGCUAUGAGGCGCACCUGGAACACGCAGACUUGAUACACAAAAGCACGCACUACAUUGAGGAGUUUUAUGACUAUGAGAACAAUAUGUUGGCGGUGACUGACGCCUUCGGGAACUCCUUAAUGCACACUAUCUUUUUCUUCGAUAUUAAUGUGGCGGUGCUCAUGUCCACUGACCGAGAGAAGGGUCCCAAUGGCCACCACCCCACAAUCUGCAGUGUGGGUGAGAUCACCCACGCUUCUGUGCUCCAUCCCUUCCCCGGCGUGAACGGCACCGCCCACCUGGUCAUCGCUCCCUCCCAGGCUAUGCUCUUUGGGAAUAACUACAGGUACUCCUACGUGGAGAACGGUACUGAGCGAGCCAUGGAGUAUAACAGAUGGGACGCCUGCAUAUCAACUCAGAGCGAAUCCUUCUACAUGGAGUAUUACUGGACAGAUCCCGAGCUGGUGAAUGAUAUGAAUGGAUUUACAAGCGAGAGGCCCAUUAAGAUGAGGAUGACUGGCCACGCCCAGCCACUGCCAGGCACCAGUGAAAUGGUGCAAAUUGAUUCAGUCUACAGUGUGGCGCUCUUUGAUGCCAACCCAGACCUGAAGAACAUUCGAUGGGCCUUUGAGAUCCCUAGUGGUGUGUACUGCCAAGAUUUCCCAUCAGUCAAGGCUCCUCCGAACAACCUGGCCCACACUUACUCCAUGAGGGUUGAGAUGACUUGGAGAGGUGACUCUGACUUCUCUGGAUCAUAUGAACGCGGAGAUGAGUUUAUGUCAAAUUUUAGGAUGUGGUAUGACUUUUACUAUCAGUUAACCCGAGUUGACUCCAUGACACAACUGGCAACUCCCGAGUUCCUUGUGGCUGGUCUGACACAAGUGGCUAUUAUCAGCGACUUUAGGGCAGGAGUGGAAUACGUCAUAGACAAGACCCUGGGAAACUGCACCACCAUGAAUCUCACCGACAAUGGGUACACCAUCACUAGCCCAGACGGGCACCACAGCAUCAGUGACCCUCUCCAGAUCUUUGGCAUCGAGGGCGGAGCAAACCUCACCUACCAAGGCAUGAAGUACGCCCGUGGUCUGCCUUGUGAUGUGUGGAUUGGCCAAGAGAUCUCUGGAGACAGCACAUUUCACGACUCUUACCUGUAUGAGCUCUACUUCCUACAGUCUGGCUGGACAGAAGAUGCAGGCCAGCAGAGUGAGAGUCUCCCAGUGCCUGUGCUGAUCAAAGUUCAUAACGUCUAUGGUAAUGAAAGGAUGACUGUCUACUUGGACCUGGAGCAGAACAUCUUCAAGUUUGAAGAGAGUGAUCCCAGCAUGAGUGUGUUCGACAUCACGCCUUGCUUCACUGGCCACGACCACAUCAGGAGAUUCCAGAUGGACUUCUCCACUGACUACCGGGAGGACUUUGACCGCGACCCAGCCAAGUUCACUGAAGAGAUCACAGAUGGGCUUCUUGUCUAUUUGCAAAUCCCUUCCAUCAGGUUGCAGCAUCCACAGGUCGAGUACGUCAAGGACUUUGAUCAUCUCUUCUAUGAGUUCACACUGCUGGACCAGCCACAGGUGGACAUGGAGCUGCCAGAGUAUGUGGGCAAACCACUGGAGGAGGUGGUGGAGAGGCUCAGGCAGUCCAUGGAUACUCUGGUUAUUGUGAUCAUUGAUGACCAAGGGCGCCCUAAAUUGAUGAAGCCCAUAGCAGACAGUCUCAGGGAAUUAUUUGAGGAUGGUUGCUACUCCAGAGAUGUACACUACCCACCCUUCCAUGACCUAGAAGACCCACAGCCUGUCACUGAUGUACCCCUCAUCUCCAGCAAUGACCAACCACGGAAGACCACCACAGAAGAAGAGAGAAAAGAGGAUGAAGUCAAAGGUUCUGUCUUUGCUUUUGUGAUGGAGAUGCAACAGUGGGUGCGAAGUAAUGAUGAGGAGAUGUACACACCAGGGGACAUGGCGGGCAUGGCGAUAGGCAUGCUGAUAUUGGGCCUCCUCCUGGGCACUGUGGUCAUGCUGGUCAUCCUCAGGAAGUUGGGGCUUUCCAGCGACUUAGAGUACAUCCCCAUGAAUUCCAGAAGGCACUGAUCACCACCUCAAGAAGAUAUAGUUCCUGGAAGCAGAAUAGCAUAAGAACAUAAGAAAAGGGAAGCUGCAAGAAGCUGUCAGGGCUACACAUGGCAGUCCUUCUAUAACACAUGCAUACUUAUUUCCAUCUAUCAUCUUCAUCUAUGAAUGUUUAAUCUUUUAAAAGCUCCCUAAUGACUCUACACUAAUGAUCUGAUUACUGAGUACACUCCAUUCAUCUACAACUCUAUUUGAGAACCUAUGCCUUCCUAUCUUUUCAUUAAAUUUACCCUUAUCAAGCCUGAACUCAUCAUAGCGAGCUACACCCCUUGUCAAGCUACACCCUGGUCUGACACACUUGUGGCCUCAGCACUUGGAGCCAAACACUUACUUCAACAAGUUCAUACUGGACUUACACUAAUGAUCUGUGAUUUAUGAAUAUGUGAUGCUAAAGAAUCCUUAGGUAAGAGAACAUGGUCUAAAUUUCUAAUUAUGGGAUUCUUUUUAUAUUAAAUAUUCAUACUUCUCUAGACAGAAAACUACACCCACCAUGGAACAGGAAAACAGGAACAUGCACAGGCCUAUUGAACCAUUUUAGUUGAGUUGGUCUAUAAUAUUCAGUCCCUCUGUAAUAGCAGGGUGCAAGUGCAUAUAAGGACUAUUUGUUUAUAAUUAAUGAACACAGCAUUACUGUAUCAAGGUACUCAUGCUAAAACAAUAAACGUACAUCAUAU